GAGCUGUUUGAAUAUUAACAGAAGAAAGUGAGUCCCUCCCCUUUCACUGAACUUUAGUGAAACUCCUCAAGACUGACUCGUUCGUUCAUCAUGGCGGUGUUUUCGACUCUUACUCCAGUGUUCGUGGCGGUUUUGUGCGUGAUUAUCGGGUUUCUCUUCAAAAACUCCCAGAGGAGAGAGACCAGAUCAAAGCAGAAACGUUCAGGUGACACAGCCAGACCAUGGGUGGACGAGGAUCUGCAGGACGACACAGAAAUCAGCAGGAAACACAACGAGGAUGAUGAUGAUUGGGCUGACACAACAGAGGAAGAAAACUUGCCCCAUAUCCCGUACACUCCGGCUCAGUACUCUGCUGCUGAGAUGCUGGAACGCUCAGAGAAGUUUUACUCGCUCAUGAAUCUGAGACGGUCUGUCCGCUUCAUCAGCCCAGAACCGGUACCGAAAGAAGUGAUCGACAAUGUCAUACGCACUGCAGGCACUGCACCCAGUGGAGCUCACACUGAGCCCUGGACGUUUGUGGUGGUGUCUGAUGCUGAUGUCAAACACAAGAUCAGAGAGAUCGUUGAGGAAGAGGAGGAGAUCAACUACAAGCAGAGGAUGGGAGACAAGUGGGUCCAUGACCUGAAGAGACUGAGGACAAACUGGGUGAAGGAAUAUUUGGACGUGGCUCCGUAUCUGAUUCUAGUGUUCAAGCAGACAUAUGGAAUUCUGCCCAAUGGCAAGAAAAAGACUCACUAUUACAAUGAAAUCAGUGUUUCGAUUUCCUGUGGGAUUCUACUGGCCGCCCUGCAGAAUGUUGGGCUGGUUACCGUGACGACCACUCCUCUGAACUGCGGUCCACAGCUCAGGUCCCUCCUCCAGCGACCAACCAAUGAGAAGCUUCUAAUUUUGCUUCCUGUUGGCUACCCUGCGUCUGACGCCAGAGUGCCUGACCUCAAACGCAAGGACCUCAGUGACAUAAUGGUGACUGUGUGACACUGUCCCCGAGCACCAGCUGCUGGAAGCCAUGAUAAGACCAAAUUUACAGACCUGUUUUGAAUGUGUGAUUAUGUUCUUUGUAAUAGAAAUGAGACCAUUAGACCAUGUUCUCAUAUCACUGCUUUGUUUUUAAGAUAUCUUACCAUAAAGGGAUGUUACAGUAAUAGUACACAUUAGAAUACUUUUAUUGAAUCUGCUAUGAUCUAUGCAAAACAUUAAAUAAAUGACAUGUUUGUA
This is a messenger RNA of Megalobrama amblycephala (Wuchang bream), 1215 nucleotides long. It is a transcript of the gene iyd, whose product is annotated as iodotyrosine deiodinase. The transcript is spliced from 5 exons. The coding region runs from base 91 to 975 and encodes 294 amino acids. Gene Ontology annotation, molecular function: oxidoreductase activity. Lineage: Eukaryota; Metazoa; Chordata; Actinopteri; Cypriniformes; Xenocyprididae. The record is from RefSeq and is a predicted model, not a curated record.